This is a messenger RNA of Vespa mandarinia (Asian giant hornet), 1194 nucleotides long. RefSeq lists its product as uncharacterized. Gene Ontology annotation, biological process: detection of chemical stimulus involved in sensory perception of smell; sensory perception of smell. Gene Ontology annotation, molecular function: odorant binding; olfactory receptor activity. Lineage: Eukaryota; Metazoa; Arthropoda; Insecta; Hymenoptera; Vespidae. The record is from RefSeq and is a predicted model, not a curated record. Gene Ontology annotation, cellular component: plasma membrane.
AUGCUUUCGAAGGAGGAAGAUUAUAUUGACAACGAGUAUUACACUAUGAAUCGUCAUUUUUUUCGUCUAAUUGGAUUGUGGCAAGGUCAGACGUCGUCUAAGAACAUAAUUUAUAUUUAUUUCAUUAAUUUAGUACUAACAUUUGCAUCAAUUGGACAGAUACAACUUUUGUUCACGUCAGAAAGAAAUUUAAUGUCGAUCGCUAAAUUACUGGAAACGUUUUUGCCUACACUAUGUUUCAGCUGUUGCUAUUGCAAUCUAUUGUUGAAUGAUAGAGUUAUGAAGAAAAUACUUUAUCGUAUCAAGUCCGAUUGGGAUGACCUAGCGGACAAACCAGAACUAUUGAUAGUGAAGAAAUAUGCUGAAAUUAGCAGAAUUUGUACAGUAAUAAUCGCAGUUUGCUUUUAUAUUUAUAUCGUAUUUUUGAUAUUUCCAUCAUUGUUGAGUGUGUUUCGGUAUGUUUCUGGUGAUAUAAGUAAAACGGAAUUAAUAUUACCAAUUCGUGUUGACUAUUUCUUGACGAACCUAAUGGUUUAUUAUAUCGGACUUAUAAUCCAAUACAUAAUGAUUUUAGUAACGUGCACGGUAGGAAUUGCUAACUAUUCCAUGUUUAUAGCAAUUGUACAACAUGCAUGUGCACUUUUCUCCAUUGUCCAAUGGAGGGUUAAACAUAAAUACGAAAAACUUCCACAUAAUUCUGAUUAUAUUAAUAUUGAAAGUGAAUUAACCGAGGAAAACGAAUGGUUUGUCGAUUUAUUAAAAUCUUUUUACGAAUCUGUUCAAAUAAUUGCAGCAUUAUUGUCGUUUACAUUUGUCCUUGUUGAUUAUAUUUACUUAUUUGAGGUAUUUUCUUUUACCCAUAACCGAAUCGAAGGAAUUGCAAAGCUCCUGUACGUUGUUGGUUCUAUAUUUGUAAUAUAUGUUUAUACUUACGUCGCUCAAAAUUUAAUGGAUCACAAUGCUAAUGUAUUUUUAAUAUUUUGCCAAUUCCCGUUUUAUUCGUUAUCAUUGAGAAACCAAAAAUUGUUACUCUUCUUAACAAUGUAUAGCAUGAAACUGUGCGGUAUAUCCCUGCUGGGCGCAGUAUUUAUAUCGAAUGAACUGUUCGCAACGGUAAAAUAUUUUCUCUAUAAUUAUAUAGCUAAGACAUCAACUAGACAACGUAUACUAAUCGAAAAUAUUCUUACUAGAUGA